This is a messenger RNA of Aedes aegypti (yellow fever mosquito), 1535 nucleotides long. RefSeq names its product probable RNA polymerase II nuclear localization protein SLC7A6OS (gene fs(2)ltoPP43). Gene Ontology annotation, biological process: developmental process. The record is from RefSeq and is a predicted model, not a curated record. Lineage: Eukaryota; Metazoa; Arthropoda; Insecta; Diptera; Culicidae. The transcript is spliced from 3 exons. Bases 313 to 1461 code for a protein of 382 amino acids.
GCGAAUAAAAAUAAAGCAAAAAUCAAGCAGCGAAGCAGGAGAUUGUUGGUAUCGAAAGUAGCAGCAAAGGGAUUUUCAUCAGCUUUGCUUUGUGAAUUUAAGUUUCACUUUGAAAUUGUAACUAAAAUUAGUGUCCCGUGAUAUGACCUAUUAGUGCGCGUAAGGUUCUUGUAUGGAAGAGCUUGUGUAAAGUGCCGCAAGCGAAUUUUCUCGCACCCCAUGGUUUUUUGAAGUGUGAUCUAACCUCAUUCGUCGAUAUAAACAACAAGGGUUCGAAGAAGAUUCUUGGGAGGAACAGAAAACCGGGGAAGAAUGGCGGCCGUAAUCCGACUGAAGAGGCGGGUGGAUGAAGACCCAUUGGAUGCUUUCGUGCUGAAUUGCAAACGCCAGAGGACGGAGUUGGAUGGGAGCCAACAGAACACGACAGAAGAAUCGAGUGCCGAAACGUCGACGGUUCUGAAGUUUGCCGGAACUUUUACGAAGUCUGAUAACAUUUCUUCGCACCUCCAACAACGGUUGUCCAAGGAUGAAGCUAAAGAAGCGAUUUCAAGGGUCCAUCGGCCGAAGAUCGCCGUUCGAAAUCGUGAAGCCUCCCGCCAGAACGCACAAAACAGUCGCUUCCGGAUUGUAAACUGCACCCGGUCGCUCAGCCAAGUGGACGGAGUGGAAGGGGCGACUAUUGUGGACGUGGAGAGGGAUAUCGUGGCGGGAGCAGUGGCCGAGGUCGAGGCUUCUCCGGAUUCCACCGUGGAGAGCAGCAGUUCGAUGAGGAUCGUUCCGGAGGAAAAACGACCUGCGGCGGAACAGGACUACGUGUAUGAUCUGUACGUUGCGGACGAAGCUCAGCAGCAGCUGCACAUCCCGUACAUACCGGACAAUCUGGACGACAUCAGUGUUGCCAUUUAUGAUGAUCCCCUCUAUUCGAGUCAUCGCGGUUUGGGCGACCGUUCGGAUGAUUCGAUGGGUGAAGAAUCAGAAGAUUCCAAUGACGAGAACAAUUGGCGCAACGAUUACCCGGACGAGGACGAGGACGUGUUUGGCGAUUGCCAAAGUGUGGACGAGGACGACAUGCGGCGGGCCGUGGAAGAGAUUGAUUUGGAAGGGGAUCGAGAUCUAUCGCCGUCCGAUGACGAAGAGGAUGAUUACGGUGCACGGGAAGAUGGCAACAGUGGGUUCGCUUAUCCGGUCAAUGAUGACGUGUAUGCUGAUGUUGACGACGAUGAUGAUGACGGCGAGUAUCGCGAUGCCGAUGACGAUGGGGUGAAUGCCAACGACGUGAAUCGGUUCGGUACGGCCUAUGCGCGAUACAAGGCGCGGAUCAUGAAGCAAUUUGAAAAGAAGCGCCGCGGGUCGGAUUCGGAGGAGUACGAUUCGGAGAUUGGGGGCAGUGACGAUUAUAGGUCCUCCUCUUCGUCGGCCAAUGAGAGCGACAGUGAAGAAGACUUUGAUUUAUAUGAUUAGAUUAGAAUGUAACAGUUGUACCUAUCUGAAAGUUUUUGCAUAAUUACACACUCAAUUCCUUUAUUUAACUUUAA